Pan troglodytes (chimpanzee) is the source of this 3275-nucleotide messenger RNA. RefSeq names its product acyl-CoA synthetase medium chain family member 1 (gene ACSM1). Gene Ontology annotation, biological process: acyl-CoA metabolic process; fatty acid biosynthetic process. The record is from RefSeq and is a predicted model, not a curated record. Lineage: Eukaryota; Metazoa; Chordata; Mammalia; Primates; Hominidae. Gene Ontology annotation, cellular component: mitochondrial matrix. Gene Ontology annotation, molecular function: fatty acid ligase activity; fatty-acyl-CoA synthase activity. The transcript has 15 exons.
CCACUGGUUCUUGACUUCCUGUUUCCACACAGCUGUGCUUUUCAGAGGUGGAUCUGCAAAAUAUGGAUGGACCCCAAGAUGGUGGUGAGGGCAAGAGAGGUCCAAAUCCAGCCUUUUGGUGGGUGAAUGGCCAAGGGGAUGAAGUAAAGUGGAGCUUCAGAGAGAUGGGAGACCUAACCCGCCGUGUAGCCAACGUCUUCACACAGACCUGUGGCCUACAACAGGGAGACCAUCUGGCCUUGAUGCUGCCUCGAGUUCCUGAGUGGUGGCUGGUGGCUGUGGGCUGCAUGCGAACAGGGAUCAUCUUCAUUCCUGCGAGCAUCCUGUUGAAGGCCAAAGACAUUCUCUAUCGACUACAGUUGUCUAAAGCCAAGGGCAUUGUGACCAUAGAUGCCCUUGCCUCAGAGGUGGACUCCAUAGCUUCUCAGUGCCCCUCUCUGAAAACCAAGCUCCUGGUGUCUGAUCACAGCCGUGAAGGGUGGCUGGACUUCCGAUAGCUGGUUAAAUCAGCAUCCCCAGAACACACCUGUAUUAAGUCAAAGACCUUGGACCCAAUGGUCAUCUUCUUCACCAGUGGGACCACAGGCUUCCCCAAGAUGGCAAAACACUCCCAUGGGUUGGCCUUACAACCCUCCUUCCCAGGAAGUAGGAAAUUACGGAGCCUGAAGACAUCUGAUGUCUCCUGGUGCCUGUCGGACUCAGGAUGGAUUGUGGCUACCAUUUGGACCCUGCUAGAACCAUGGACAGCGGGUUGUACAGUCUUUAUCCACCAUCUGCCACAGUUUGACACCAAGGUCAUCAUACAGACAUUGUUGAAAUACCCCAUCAACCACUUUUGGGGGGUAUCAUCUAUAUAUCGAAUGAUUCUGCAUCAGGAUUUCACCAGCAUCAGGUUCCCUGCCCUGGAGCACUGCUGUACUGGCAGGGAGGUCGUGUUGCCCAAGGAUCAGGAGGAGUGGAAAAGACGGAUGGGCCUUCUGCUCUACGAGAACUAUGGGCAGUCAGAAACGGGACUAAUUUGUGCCACCUACUGGGGAAUGAAGAUCAAGCCGGGUUUCAUGGGGAAGGCCACUCCACCCUACGACGUCCAGGUCAUUGAUGACAAGGGCAGCAUCCUGCCACCUAACACAGAAGGAAACAUUGGCAUCAGAAUCAAACCUGUCAGGCCUGUAAGCCUCUUCAUGUGCUAUGAGGGUGACCCAGAGAAGACAGCUGAAGUGGAAUGUGGGGACUUCUACAACACUGGGGACAGAGGAAAGAUGGAUGAAGAGGGCUACAUUUGUUUCCUGGGGAGGAGUGAUGACAUCAUUAAUGCCUCUGGGUAUCGCAUCGGGCCUGCAGAGGUUGAAAGCGCUUUGGUGGAGCACCCAGCGGUGGCAGAGUCAGCCGUGGUGGGCAGCCCAGACCCGAUUCAAAGGGAGGUGGUGAAGGCCUUUAUUGUCCUGACCCCACAGUUCCUGUCCCAUGACAAGGAUCAGCUGACCAAGGAACUGCAGCAGCAUGUCAAGUCAGUGACAGCCCCAUACAAGUACCCAAGGAAGAUUGUCCCUUCUAUAAGAAAGGCCCUCGACAACUGGACAGUUUUUCCCCCCUUGCUUUUGGGCAUAGUCUGCCAGGUCAGCACGUGGAUGUAUUUUUCUCCCCACAGCUCUGUGCAAAAGCCUUGUAGAGGGAGAUGGCAGAGAGGAAGGCUGCCUACAAGCAGCACAGAUGGGAAAUGAUGGAAAAGCAGAGAGUCAUGGAGAUACACAAGAGUCAGGAGCCAGCCCAGGGACAACUGGGCCUAGAGAGCACUUUCUGGAGAGACAGGAGGCGACCGCAUGAGACCAUGGCUGAGACACCUAGUCCUCCAGGCACUGAGGAACUCCAGGGCAUUCUGUGGGUCUUGUGGGCAGCCAGCACCUCUACCUGUUCCUCAGAAGAUCGUGGCCACCUGGGAAGCCAUCAGCCUGGGAAGGCAGCCGGUGCCUGAAUACUUCAACUUUGCCCAUGAAGUGCUGGAUGUGUGGAGUCGGCUGGAAGAGAUGAAGGCUGUUCUGUCCUAGAGUCCAUCUGGGGCAUCUGAGGCUGCCCUCAUGUACCACAAUGAGACUCAAGGCUCCAAGACAUGUUGAUGAGGAAAUUUGGACCUGGGAAUUUUGCUAGUUCUAAAAUGUAAACUGUUGGCAUUUGAGACUUAGGAAAAAAAUUCUGAGUCAGUGUUGUGAGCCUUAGACAUGCUUGUUCCUUCUCUGAAGUGUCCUGCAUUCUUGAGCCCAAAUCAUACAGUGAGACAGUUAUGUCCCUUCUGAUUCCCUUCCAGUUGUUCAUCAACUGAAGGAGGAAGUUUUGUUUUGCUGCUACUCUGUCUUUGAUGUCUCUCUCUCACUGUCAUGCCCUUCUCUUCUAAAUAAGGAAAGAAGGCCGGGUGCGGUGGCUCAUGCCCAUAAUCCCAGCACUUUGGGACACCGAGAAGGGCAGAUCACCUGAGGUCAGGAGUUCAAGACCAGCCUCGCCAACAUGGUGAAACUCCGUCUCUACUAAAAAUACAAAAAAAAAAAAAAAAAAAAUUACCCAGGCAUGGUGGUGCACACCUGUAGUCCCAGCUACUUUGGAGGCUGAAGCAUGAGAAUUGCUUGAACUCAGGAGGCAGAGGUUGCAGUGAGCCAAGAUCAUGCCACUGCACUCCAGCCUAGACAACAGAGCGAGACUCCACCUCAAAAAAUAAAAUAAAAUACAACAAAACAAUAUAAAAUAAGGAAAGAAUAGGGCUCAGGCUCAAAGCUUUUUGCAGAUCAUAACAGAUACAUAGAAUUGAAUAAGAUAACCCUGAUUUCUUUGUGUGUCUCUGUGCCUCUGCUUUCUUCUUUAUUUUCCCUUAUAUCUGUGUCUGUUGGGUCUCUCUAUUUCAUGGUUACCUUUUAUUUGUGUUACAUGAUACUAACUUUUCAUUUAUAAGAGGAAGACAUACUUGUAAAACUGUAUUUCAGCCAAUGUGAAGCUUAACCAGUGAGAAAAGCCUUUUCCCUAGGGGCUUUUUGUCCAGAACAAUUACAGACAAAUGUUUAACUUCAUUGUUGCCUAAGGUGAUGGAUAACAGUAGGGACAAACAAUAGACUCACCAAAAAGUGAAAAAAGAAAAGCUGGAGAAUACAAAACUGGAAACAUAAAAUUUAAUUCAAAGAAUUGUAUUCAUGUUAAUUGUAAGAAGAGAUUGUUUAAAGAAAAAAUAUGAAGUAAAUGGCAUUGUUAGUAGAUACAAUAAAAUUAACUGUCAGCAGAUGUGGUGAAACUUA